Petromyzon marinus (sea lamprey) is the source of this 1933-nucleotide messenger RNA. NCBI's taxonomy places the organism in Eukaryota, Metazoa, Chordata, Hyperoartia, Petromyzontiformes, Petromyzontidae. The record is from RefSeq and is a predicted model, not a curated record.
CCGUGUGUGUGUGUCCGUGUGUGUGUGUGUGUGCCCGUGUGUGUCCGUGUGUCGCGACGAGUGUCGGCGUGAGUUGGACAACGGCGUCACGCCUCGUCCGAGUGUUGUCUGCACGGUUCCCGGGCCCGAGAUUCGUCUUCUGCAUGUGCGCGGCUCUCGUUCCAGCGUCUCCCCGGUAUCAACAUUGGACGCUGGUCUCACACCAGAGGCUGUUUGUGGCGUGGGCAGGGGGCGAUGCUGCCGACUCGUUGUUGGUCGCUGCUGGGUGGUGGUGCCAGCAGCAGCACCAGCAGCUGCCGCUCCGCAUUCUUGCAGGCGACCGGGCAGUCCCGAGCCAUGGCCAGACCCAGCUCAGACAUGAGUAGAUUCCGGGAGGUGCUGAGCCGCGCUCGUCACGUGGUGGUGCUCACGGGUGCCGGCGUGAGUGCCGAGAGCGGUGUGCCCACCUUCCGCGGCACCGGCGGAUACUGGCGCACCUGGCAGUCGCAGGACCUGGCGACGGCCGCCGCGUUCCAGGCGUCGCCGUCGCGCGUCUGGGAGUUCUACCACUACCGGCGCGAGGCCGUGCUGCGCGCCGAGCCCAACGCGGCGCACACGGCGCUCGCGCGGUGCCAGCGCCGCUUCGCCGGGCAGGGCCGCAAGCUCACCCUCGUCACGCAGAACGUGGACGAGCUGCACCGCCGCGCCGGCUCCGAGCACGUGCACGAGCUGCACGGGAGCCUGUUUAAGACGCGCUGCACAAGCUGUGGACACGUGGAGAGCAACUACAACAGCCCCAUCACCCCGGCCCUGCAGGGCAAGGGUGCCCCAGACCCGAACACUCCGGACGCUGCCAUCCCUGAGGAGUUGCUGCCCAGGUGCGUGCAGGGCGGCUGUGGGGGGCUGCUGCGCCCGCACGUGGUGUGGUUUGGCGAGAGCCUGGACUCGGGCGUGAUGGACCGGGUCUACGCCGAACUCGACUCCUGUGAUCUCUGCAUCGUGGCGGGCACCUCGUCCGUCGUCUACCCGGCCGCUAUGUUUGCGCCGCAGGUCGCUGGGCGCGGGGUCCCCGUGGCGGAGUUCAACAUCGAGACGACGCCCGUGACCCAGGGCUUCGGGUUCCACUUCGAGGGGCCGUGUGGGCAGACGCUGCCCACUGCCCUGGCUCCGCACAAGAACGAGCUUGAGGCAGAGGGGGGGGACGGUGGUGGUGGGCAGUGAGGGGCAGCGCCUCGCACUUUAUUUUUUUACAGCGUCGACAACAUCGACCGUGCCCAUCGCCGGCUAUGUCACCACCCGUCUGACCUCCCCUCGCCAUCGCAUCAGCCCCAUCGCCACCGCUGGCACAAUCACACGCACCCCGAGUGCCCCCCCCCCCUUCCCCCCCCCCCCCCCCCCGUGUCGUCAGACCAUCAUGCCCGGGUCUCGUCUGUUGUCUCGUGAAAAAAAAUGUAUCCGCGUGGUCAGAAUUUCGUCAACUUCGCAGUUGCAAAUUAUAAUCGCCAACAACAUCUUGGAAACAAUAGGUGUCAUUUUCGAAGUUAAUUAUCCGCUGUGUUCCCACUGCGUCGCGCUGCGUGCAUCUCCGGCGUGCUCUUCGGGCUGCGCCGCUCGCGCGUUGCUCGGGCGACGUCCGACGUUUCGAGCCGCGUAACGUCAAAAUGGGACCUUUUUGCCAGUAUCAAAGUAUGACAAAAAUAAGAAGUAGGUUUUUACCCUUUCUGGCAAUAAAAUAGAAUGCGUUAAGAUGUUCAAACACCAAAUGCAGUGGUAACCUCGGAGAUCGAACUUAAUUCGUUCCAAAACCGUGUUCGAACACGGUUUUGUUCGAACACCGAAUCAGUUUUCCCCAUAAGAAUGAAUGGAAAUGGCAUUAAUUGGUUCCCCACCCAAGGAUGCUCCUAUUAUGGGCCAUUUUUACACAAAGAUUACAGUAUUAAAAUACAGUAGAGUA